AGUACCGUCUCUGUCUUUGGUGAACGAACGUACAACUGUUAUAGAACGACGACAACUGAUAUCGACGACCACUAUUUUAACUUCAACUUCUACUUUAACAACUGUGACUGCUGUCUUUGCUGCAACUCAACAACAAAUGGACCCACAAAGACACCUGGCAUUUGGACAAAUGCCAUUCACUGCUCCCCUUUACGGGCGAGUCGCUGCUCCCCUUUACAGGCAAGUCACUGCUUCCUUUUACAGGGCAGCACAGUUCAACCCUGCUGUAGUACAGCUGCAGCAGACUGUACAGAGCCUAAGAGAUGCCCUCUACUCCGCCAUCUCUGAGAUAAAGGCUGUGAAGGAAGAGAACAAGGCUCUUAAGGAGCAAGUGAGGAAGAUGGAGAGGAAGCACAGAGAGGAGCUGAAAGAAAAAGAUGAGCUCCUUAACAGAGAAGUCAACAAAAGGAGGGCUCGUACUCAGGCUUAUGUCAACUGCCUGGACCUGCUCAAUAGACAAGAAAAGGCCCUUAAGAGUGCAGAGCUGAGAGGUAAAGCUCUAGAGUCAAACCUGAGAUGGGAGCUGACUCUCAAAGAAGAGAAACAUCAGGAGGAGAAGAAAUACAAGGAGGAAGUGGAAGAGGAGACCAAGAGGAGUGAGGAUGGUUGGAGGAGAAUGGAGAGCCACCUCAGAGAGGAGCUCAAUCAUAAAGAUGAGCUCCUUAAAAAAGAAACCAAAAGGUUCGCACUCAGGCUUAUGUUGACUGCAUGA
Molecule: messenger RNA, 751 nt
Organism: Lates calcarifer (barramundi perch)
Lineage: Eukaryota; Metazoa; Chordata; Actinopteri; Centropomidae
Exons: 2
Coding region: 137-751 (204 amino acids)
Source: RefSeq, a predicted model, not a curated record